Messenger RNA from Prorocentrum cordatum, 786 nucleotides. The record is from the annotation of a GenBank genome assembly. NCBI's taxonomy places the organism in Eukaryota, Dinophyceae, Prorocentrales, Prorocentraceae.
GAGCCCGCGGGCUUCCUCCCCUGGGGCGGGACGGUCUGCGGCUUCGAGCACUGGCAGGCGCUCUCGGUCCCGGGCCAGGGCGUCCUGCCUCUUGAGCUGGGCGGGAAGCGGGUGCUGGUGAAGAGGCGCGCCUACCUGCUGCCAGCGGAGGCCGGCCACGAAGUGCGGUACCAGCCGACGGUUUCUGGCAGCGGAGGGGCUUUUGGCGAGCCGGUGCCCCCUGGCUCGGUGGUAUCUGGCUUCGCCUGCCACGGGGGCGAACUCCUGUGGGUGCCUGGGAGCGGAUAUCCCAAUCUCCCUCUGGAGGUUGGCCUCACGCAGCCAUUGCAGAAGAAAGAGAAGCCGGAGGUUCAGGGGCACCCUGUGCUGUGGCUGUUGCCUGGUGACCCCCCCGUGCGCUCUCCAGGCAUCCUGACGUGGAUGAUGUUCGACGAUGAGAAGAUGCAUUGGGGAGCUCUGCAAGACCGCUUCAACGAGUCGACGAACGAGGAGAAGGCACAUGCGGCGAACACGGUAUUCAGUUUCCCUGCGCCACCUUGGCCUUCCAAGAGAUAUGUGCAGAUGGACACAGUCAAGGAACGAUUUGCGCGCCACUGGCACAUUUUGCUUUCUGGCCAAUAUUUGCGGCAGGGUCAGGCCCGCUCUCGCUACAGAGUGUCAGCAAGGGAGCACCUGACUUCGUUUGGUCCUAGCAACCUUCGCCCCAAGCAGUGUCCUGGGGUGUCACCGCUUGUCUGGCUACGGAGGGUGGCCCGGCAGGGGUACGACAGCUUCCUCGCAGGCUGA